Molecule: messenger RNA, 1635 nt
Organism: Sesamum indicum (sesame)
Lineage: Eukaryota; Viridiplantae; Streptophyta; Magnoliopsida; Lamiales; Pedaliaceae
Product: protein DMP9-like
Biological process (GO): endomembrane system organization
Source: RefSeq, a predicted model, not a curated record
CGCAAAGAUAUUUCUCAAUCCAUUGUUGAUCAUCUCCCUUUCUUGAUCAAUUCUUGGAUACGCUCAUUGUGUAAAAUCAUGGAGAAAUCCUCAGAAGAAAUCGGCAUAAAAAUCUACACCGCCUCCCCGACACUCGACCUACCGCCGCUUUACCCCUGUUCGCCGCCGUCCUCCACUACCCCUCUACCCUCAAACGCCGGCCGGAAAAGACGAGCGGUGGCGAGCGGCGUGCAGAAAACCCUCUCCAAAACCUCGUUGCUCGCCAACUUUCUACCCACCGGGACCCUGCUCACCUUCGAAAUGGUCCUCCCGUCGGUCUACGCCAACGGGGAAUGCUCCUCUGUGACGACCCACAUGAUAUACUCUUUGUUAGGCCUCUGCACUCUCUCUUGCUUCUUCUUCCACUUCACGGAUUCUUUCCGGGGGCCCGACGGGAAAGUGUACUACGGGUUCGUGACUCUAAGCGGGCUGGCGGUUUUCAAAACGGGCCUCGGGGUGGAGGUGCCGAAAGACGACAGGUAUAAGGUAGGGUUGAGCGAUUUCGUGCAUGCACUGAUGUCUGUUCUUGUGUUUGUGGCGAUUGCAUUUUCUGAUCAUCGGGUCACGGGUUGUGUGUUCCCGGGUCAUGCAGCAGAGUUGGAUGAAGUGAUGCAGAGUUUUCCACUGAUGGUGGGGAUCAUUUGCAGUGGGCUGUUUCUUGUGUUUCCUACAACUAGAUAUGGCAUCGGUUGUGUGUCUGCUUGAGGUUUCUUGACAUUUUCCCAGGUCGUGGAUUCGCACCCGUUGGAUCAAAUGCUAUGAUGAUCUGGAGCAUGUGAGAAAUCCAUCAAAACUCCUAAUCAUGGGAUACCAAUAGGCUCGUAUGGGCUCAUUUGUUAUGUCCUAUAUUAUUUAGUUUGAAGGUGUUUCGGUUGUGAUGUAGAUGCUAUAACAAGUGUGGUUAUGUUUGUUUAUGUUGUUCUGAGUGAAUGAACUGGAAGGUUUGUCUACGACUGACUAUUCCAGCAUUCUUGAAUUGUUUUAAGUUUGAUUUAUAAAUUAGAAUUUAUGUCGGGGAAAAUACAGUUCGUAUGCAAUAUAUAUGUAUGGUGCCACUGCAAGUUUAUUUGACGUCAAACAAGAUUAAGCAAGAAUAGAUGAAUACUGAAAACAAUUAUGAUUUCUUUAUCUACACAACAAUAUCACAUAACCAAUUGCUCUUGGUUAAUCUCUACUGAUCCACAUAAAGCCACACUUCACUCGCAUCUCUUUACCUCUCUAUACAUAUGAUACAACUCCCUCAUUGUUGCGACAAAAAUGGAACGGCAAAGUAAUACGCAUUAGUAAAUUCUAUGCUCUAACCAUAUGCAUAAUAUCUCCUACUUCUACAACUAUGUUAACUCUUCCAUUGCGUGGAACCGAUACUUUCCUGUCAAGACUGAAACCCACCUCCAUCAUUAUUCUCCUCUAGAUACUAUCACAAGUAGUUGUCCUUGGAGCCAACUAGUUUCAGUAUAUGAUCGAACCAUUUUGCAUGUUAAACAAGAUAGUUACUCGCCACAGCAAAAAGCACGUUUUGUCUCUUGAAUCUUUUGCCACAAGCAAAGGAGCUCUCUGGGGCCUUGGUAAUGGGCAACAACAUAACCAUCCUUACAA